Molecule: messenger RNA, 2037 nt
Organism: Fusarium sp. VM40
Lineage: Eukaryota; Fungi; Ascomycota; Sordariomycetes; Hypocreales; Nectriaceae
Source: the annotation of a GenBank genome assembly
AAGCUCCCACAAAACAAAGGCAGAGUCUCUGACAUUUCCACCCCCAUGUCUCUCGACGAAGAAGUCCUUGAGCCGCCUGAUGGCUACUAUAAGCACGAGUACAACUGGCAUCAAGGCCCCUACGCAUGCGGACAAUUUGGAAGUAGUUUUUCGGCUGCUCCAGCGCUCGAACGGCACGUCCGUGCAAGCCUGCACCGGGUCCAGUGGUUAUGCCAGGACUCCGAGUGCGAUAUGCACGGAGAGGAAUUUGCGACCAGCGCACUCUACUUCCAACAUUUCCAAGAGUCAGAUGGUCAUGGAGCUGUGAAAGACAGUGACGACUCGAUGGAUACUGAAUCUGAUUUCUCGCUGUCUCCCUCUGGACAGCAGAGCACUGAGGACGAUGUUUUCGGUUCCAUCACUUUCGAUGAAAACAUUUGUCACGAGCCCUGCUGCCGACACUACGGCGUAGAUUACAAGCGCAUAUCCGAGUACAUGCGUCAUGCGGACACCGGCAUCCACCGACUUGCCGUGACCAUCAACAAGUGUAUCGUCGCCAGUAUCCCUCCUGGUUCUGCUCUUUACGCUGAGCAGAAAGCCGUCCGAGAGCUGCGAUGUAUUUCCCCUCACUGUCUGAUGUUUGACCAGAUUUUUAAAACUGGCCGAGGUUUCUACAAACACCUUUCUGAGGGCUCUCACCGUGAGGGAUGGCCCGUUGAUUUGGGCAACGCAGAUCUCAACUACAACAGUGAUAAGGAUAUACUACCUGGCAUUGAGUUCUCCGCUGGUGGCCGCAAUGGUAGGUGUAUCAACGACAAGUGUCCCCGUUACGGAAUGAGGUUUGACUCCUAUGGAGAUAUGAAACAGCAUGCUAGGUCAUUUGGCCAUGCCCUGACUGAAGAAGACUUGGAGUCAACAGAGGCAGAAGAAUCCGGCGAUGAAAUCUGGAAAAAGAGCGACAUGUCUGGUAUGGAGGUCACCGAGUGCGAAUCCCGGUGGAGAUGUAUCAAGGAAGGGUGUAAGGGAUACAACCUGAUAAUGAGUCACCUUGGCAAUGUUAGGUCUCAUUUCAACUCAGAUGCUCACCUCAUGGCCGCCAUGGAAUUAAGCUCUUCCGACGAGUCCCUGGAACAACUUGAAGGCAUGAUCUAUUCUAAAGACGAACGAGCAUGGACAUGCGUCAAGGGUGGCUGCAAGAAAUUCGGCAACACUAUGCAACAGAUCGGCAAUGCCAGAAAGCAUGCCAACAGUGACGCCCAUAUCUUGGCUGACGAAUGGGCAAGUGCUCCAGGGAAUCCUCCAGAGCAGGAGGAAAUGCAAGGUAUAGGUUUCUCUCAUGAGAAAGGGGAAUGGUCAUGUGUGAGGCAUGCCUGCAAGGGCCGGGGCAGGCCCUUUGCCAGCGUCGGCUUUGCAAGAAAGCAUGCUAGAUGUGCUUCUCAUGUCAAAGCUGGCGAGGAUAUGGUGAUGACUGAGCCCAACAUGUAUGAAUUCAGCAUUCCAAAGUCUACCCCUAUGCGAACACCUGCUACUCAACUACUCACACCUGUCGAUAUGGACUCUUCCACUAUUUACAUUAGCCCCGAGAGCCCCUCCUCUGGUCGAGGCACCAAACCUUUUAGCACCGGAAGCACUCAUCGCACGGCCACAUCUGGUCGAACCCCAAAGACUAUUCGACUGCGACGCUCUCCUGCAACCAAACUGGGAAUGGAGAAACGGCAACUCGAGUUGGAGAACAAGAACCAUGAUCUAGAAGAGAGAGUUUCGAAGCUGGAAGAGCAGAUGGGCCAGCUUCUUGCAGAGCAGAGCCCACAGGCUUCUCGAUCGGCUCACUCAGAAGUGCCGUCCCCUGGCUCGCCACUUCCUCCCCCAUCUUUGUCUCAGGCAUCUUCUCCUCUGACGUCUGUCUCUAAGUCUCCUGUUGCUUCAGCAUCGGUUAUCUAUAGUCUCUCGAGGUUCGUCCGAUCACCGUUUCGUCCUAGAAUUCCUGUAGGUGGAGCUGGAGAACCAUUGCCAGCCCGUCCUCAAGUUACUAUGGAUGAAGAAGAAGAAGAGCUAUGA